AUGUUUCGUCAAUCAGUAUUAAGAUCUAUUAGACCAGCAAUUGCUUAUAGACCAGUGGUCAUCUCCAGAAACUACGGUGUUAUCGAUGCUGCUACUCAAGCAGUAUUCGGCAAGAAAGGAUUGGAAGAAAAGAAGCGCAAGGAAGGGGAAUUGGAAAAUAAGGCCCAAGAGGUAAAUUUAGAUGGUGGCAGAAAAGCUGCUAGUAAGUUGGAUGAUGCCCAGGAUGCUGCUCAGGAUGCUGCUCAAGACGCAAAAUCAACCCUUGAAGAUGCCAAGGAUGGGGCUCAAUCAACAAUUCAAAAUGCUGCUGACAAGGUCAAAUCGGCCGCUGACACUAUCAACAAAAAAACAGGUCAGGUUCUUGCAGAUGGGAUCGAAACUGCUCAAGAAACUGUUCAAACCGGAGCCAACAAGAGUGACGAUUUGGCCUCCAAGACAAAGGAAACAGUUGAAAAUGCAGCCGAAUUGAGUUACGAAAAACGCAUUGAAACAGAAGAAAAGGAAGGUAGAGAAGAAGUAAGAGAAAACAUCAAAGGGUAUGCAAGUUUGCAAGACAAGGGUAGAAAAGCCCCAAUUGAGCAAAACAGACCCGACGAUGCUAUGUAG
Molecule: messenger RNA, 606 nt
Organism: Lodderomyces parapsilosis
Lineage: Eukaryota; Fungi; Ascomycota; Pichiomycetes; Serinales; Debaryomycetaceae
Exons: 1
Coding region: 1-606 (201 amino acids)
Source: RefSeq, a predicted model, not a curated record